Messenger RNA from Aspergillus eucalypticola CBS 122712, 1713 nucleotides. RefSeq lists its product as uncharacterized. NCBI's taxonomy places the organism in Eukaryota, Fungi, Ascomycota, Eurotiomycetes, Eurotiales, Aspergillaceae. The coding region runs from base 1 to 1713 and encodes 570 amino acids. The record is from RefSeq and is a predicted model, not a curated record. The transcript has 3 exons.
AUGGAACAAGAUCAGCACGGACGUCGGAGGAGCAUACGCAUCAUUGAAAAGGCACUGAAAAGUGAAGCCAACACAGAGAAGACGCCAGCUUCAAUCUCCAAAAAGAAAGGCCGUCAGCAAAGUGCUCUUAUCCAGACGAGCGUACGGAAGAAACAAGACAACACAGGAAAUCGAAACCUUUCGAAGCGGACACAAAAGCCUCAAGCUAAUACAUCAAGACGAGCAUCGAAGAGGACGGCACCACAAAAGACCGCCAACACAGCCAAACGUGGCCGUCCAAAGGAAGCACGGGGUGUAGCCAGUACAAGGAAGCAACCUAAGCAGGUAAAAGACCAGCAUAAAAGGGUAUGUUCAGAACCGCAGUCCAAGAAGCGGCGUCAAGAGCAGAACCCAGCAGUUCCGGAUAUUAAUACUGACCAGUUGCCUCUAGGAAGUCCACAAUUUGCAGGGGAUGCUGCUGUAUAUUACUGGAUCAACAACGGAAUUUGGCCAAAAGAAAUGCCUCAAUCUACCCCUAACACCCAAUUAUUGAAUACCCACCUUGCUUCUAGGCCUCCAACCAUUCCGCAAGUGACACAAACCCUCGAGCCAACAACAGCGGCCAGGUCUAACCCCUAUGCUACAAAUGCCUGUGAAACAUACCUUAGGUCUAAAGGCAGCUACAUGAGAGAAUAUGUUGGGGUUGCAGAGAAUGAUAAAAACAUAUGUCAAGAUCUUCUUAAAAGAGAUGAAUGUGAAACUCCCAGUGGUACGGCAUUCGAGGACGAUGCUUGCGACUAUGUCCUGAACUGCUUAUCAGACGCAAAUGAGACUGGGGUCACUCGAAUGAUCAGUCAAUUGAUUGUUCCAUCACCAGUACUCGAGAUCCAUAGGGGUCGACUGCACUCUAUUCCGAUGUUGAUUGAGAGUAUGAAUCAGCCUUGGAGUUGGUCGACUUCCCUUGAUGAAGAUCCGAGCACACGACGAAAUGCGGGGGCAAAGGAACCAAUGUCAUCUCUACCAACACCGCGGCCAGACUAUGCUGUGGGAUUUGCAAGUCAUGCAUUUACCUGCAAGCAGAUUCGCAAGCUUAAGCCAUUACUCGGUGGACCUAACGAGACUUCUGUUUGCAAGGGCAUAGAAGAUAUGCUUUUUCCAUUUUUAGCUUGCGAAGUAAAGUCAGUAAAGUCCACUACAGGAAGUCUCCUGAUUGCAGAACGGCAAAAUGCUCACACUUUGACUCGAUGUCUCAGAGGUGUCGUUGAGCUCUUCAAAUUAUUAGGGUGUGAGAAUGAAUUACACCGGAGAAUUCUUGGCUUUUCUUUUUGUCAUGAUCAGGAGCAGGUGCAAAUAUUCGCUCAUUUUCCCGUGGUAGAAACUGCAGAGCCGACUUCAUAUUAUCGUGUCCGUAUUGGAAAAUGGAGCAUAUCAGACAAGCAUAGAUGGAGGUCUUACAAAUUUUCAAUGGCCAUCUAUCAUGAUUGGGUCCCAACAUUUUUUGCAUUACUCUGUUCUGCAAUUGACCGUUUACCGGAUAUACCUUCGGACGUUGCAUCUCGCCAGUCUCUGAUUCAACCCGAGAGCCCAACGAACGAAGAAUCCUCGGGGGGCAAAAGUUCAAUUCCAGAGGACAAGGAACUGGUUAGAGAUAUAAAAAGGAAGCGUGGCAAUCAACUUCAGCCAGUCAUUGAGCGGAGGGCCUCCAGAGGUUCAAAGAGGUUGAAGGAAGGAUAA